CCCCCACAAGAUUCACCGUCGACGAGGAAAUGCAUUGUGGGACGUAUUAGUUCCUUAAAAAGUACGGGUCAAAAUGUUAUGAAGUAUUCUCUCUCAUAGAGACGCGCACUGUCCAUGGAUCCAGAGGCCACAUUUUUGUUGCGUAACGUUGGAGCUAUGGUCAAAAUUGGAAUUCGAUGAAUAUAAUGUCAACGACGACUCAGUGAGAGGCUCGAGUGAUCUUUCUCAAGGAUUUGGAACUCUUUACCACCACUGCACAUUAGGAUUCAGCAGUCACCAGUUCUCUCUUCCAGUUCUUAAAAGAUCUAAAGGCGUCAUUCCAUCCCGGUAGCAGAGGCCAUUCACCAUGAACACCAGUGAAGUUGAACUCAGUCGUCCUCUGCCUGUUCAGGUCUUUCUGACCGUUAGCCUGUCUAUAGUGAUGCUGGUGGCCAUCGGCGGCAACCUGAUGGUCUUCCUCGCCGUCUCGCGAAACACUUCCCUCCGCACUCAGGUCGCCAACACCUUCAUCGUCAAUCUGGCACUCACAGACUUUGGGUGUUCAGUUUUGGUAAUGCCAUUCUCGCUGGUAUCCAUGUGGCACAGUCAUUGGGUGUUCUCUUCCUUCUGGUGUGAUGCAGUGUGCUUCUUCAAUUACUGCUUCAUCAUCACCUCCAUGUCGACGCUCGCUCUUAUUUCAGUGGACCGCUACAUCUACGUAAUCUACCCUCUCCGCUAUGAUGUCAUCAUGUCCCGCGGUCGUGCCAUGGCGCUAGCCCUCUCCACCUGGGCGGUGGCCGUAGCCUUUGCCGUGCCCCCGUCGAGUCUCGACUGGGUGCAGUACGACAACUACGAAAUCAUCUGCGCCAUCGACUGGGAGACGGGCGACUUCGGCACGUCUGCGAUCGUGUACACAACCACUGCUUUCGUCAUCUGCUUCCUAACACCGGCCGCGGUGAUGGUCUACUCUUACUGGGGCGUUUUCAAGGUGGCCCGCAGGCACGCAGCCCGAGUCCUGCCUGUCAUACACAUGACAGAACAGGCCCGGCCGGCCACUGGUGUGCGGCGUGAGGAGUCGCCCUGGUCUGUGACAGCUGGAACCGAUACUCAACAAACGAACAGGGAUCGUCAGGAGUCGCGACACGGUAGCCUAGCAAGCAGCUCGAGCAGCGGCAGUCGCGAGAGGAAACAAGUCACGAAGGCAGUCAAGCCAAUUUUGACUAUGGUAGUCAUUUACGUCGUGUGUAACACGCCCUUCUCCCUCACCAAGUUGAUCAAGGUCGUCAUGGCAGGUAACCAGACCGUGCCGUCUUAUGUUAGUACGCUCGCCUCCUGGAUGGCUUUCCUGAACCCUGCCUGCAACCCCAUGAUUUACUCCAUCAUGAGGAAAGACUAUCAGAGGGUCUUCUGGGGGUUUCUACCGAAAAGCUUGCAGCGGUAUAGGAGGAGAGACUCAGAACAGGGCCCAACACGCAAGGCUACGGGUCUAGCCGUAGCCGUGUCGGGAACUCCAUGAACUCGCGUGCCCUUCACCUUGUCCUUCGAUUCAAGACCUGUAUUUGAUAUGACACAUAGCCACCGCCCAUAGGCAAAACAUCUUAAUAUAUGUAGGCUAGUGUUGCAAACAAAAAUUAUAUUUAAGCCCAAACCAUUAAGUAGCGCCUACACUUUAAUUAAAUGCCUGUGUAAAUUAUGCAUAAAAGUAGGAUUAUGUCGCCAUCAUGGUGGCAGGCUGUCGCGUUAUUUUGCAAUAGGCCUAUCUAAGGGUCUCAGUUCAGGAACUAACCAAUUCAAGUUCAUUCGGAAGCCAAGCGCAAAAAUUCAUGUAAUUUCUCGAAACGAAUUGUGGCAGAGCAAAGCGAAGGGAGAUUCUGGGUUUCAUCUAAAAUUAUUAUCCGUGAAGCGAACUCAGCUCACCGGGGUGUGCCACUGACAGGUUGUGGACCCAGGAACAAAAACAGUGCUCUCUGUACGUCUAUUACCAUGAAAAAUAUCAAUGGCAGCACCUCCUGUGCCGGCUGUGGACGCAAGUAUCGCACACGCUGGUCUGCAUACACACACACGAUUCUGUACCGCCUACCAAACCUAAGUCCUUGUCUUCUCACAUGCACUAGUCACCAUCGAAAACGAGGAACAGCCGAUGAUGAUGAUCAAUGGCGCCCUCUGUUGAGAUGGCUCAUUUUGGAUGUACGAAAAACGUUUUAAACAAAUUCUUUCGCACUCCUACAAGCAUGGCCGUAAAUCGGCAAGGGGGUGUAUCCCCCCCACUUUUUGAGGUGGGAGAUGGGCUGUUGAAUCAUCCCCCACUGUUUUGUGACGAGCAAAAUCAUUAAAGCGGAUUGUGAUGAAUUAUCAGGAUUUUUCAAUGACUAAACUGAUUGCAAUAUCACUAAAUUAGAAUUCAAUUUUAACCAUAGAUUAUCAGAUUCUGAUGGCAGAAUCUGCACAUUUGAUACACAUUACAAAUGUGCAGCUUUGUCACGACCAUCGUCCCCUAUAUAGCAUACAUGGUGCCCCCACGUCACUGCCCUUAAGUAUUUUGAUAAGAAUGAUUCUCGCGGAAAGUCAGUGUUGAAGUUGAGUAUUUUAUAGUCAAUUUCCAGGAUGUAUAAAAUUUGUGUUUUCUUGUGAAAAUUAUUGUCAAACAGCUGCACGCUGCGCAUACAUUACGAUGAUUAUACGAAACAAAUUUUUUUGUCUGCUUGACUGUAUAUAAAUACAUGUAUAGCUUUCUGAACAAAUGAUUGGUCCGUCACAACAAAGGCAACAGUGACAUUAACAGUUUCAGUUUGGCAUUUUAAAGAGAUUUUUCAAAAUUUAGUAACUUUUAAUUACGCACAGAAAGGGUGAUGGAGAACAGCCUAUGCCCGUAAUUUUGUUUAUGCAGGGUGUUAUGGAAAGAAAAGUACUUCACUUUCUAGUGUCAUAAAAAAAGUAUUUUUAAGAACUCUGGUUAAAAUGUGAUCUGUAAAUUCCUACUUUACCAUUCAGCAGAAUUCAGAUUUCAAAGAAAAUUCAUAUUGUUAUUUUGUUCAAACAGGAUUACAGAAGUCUUUGAAAUUGAAAAAGUAUAAACUCUACGUGCUGCCCAUCAUUCAGGAUCAUUCCGAACCUGUAAACAUUAACAACAGUAGAUUUAUGCAGCCACCCACCAAAUGGGUUCUAGCUAAUUACGUAGACUUUAUUAUGCACAAUCCAGAUUCAAAUUGAACAGCAAGCAUUACAUUUCUGUUUCUCGAGACAAACAUUUGUGCUUAAAAGGAUAAAGCUGAGGGAAUACUUUUAAAAGUCAGAGGCAACAGUUAACACCAAAAUACAUGUACAUAUACAUGUACUGUACAUCAACAACUCAUUAAAAAUUAAAGUGUCGACAAAACUGACUACAUCUCUGUUCAUUAUAGGAAGCUUUCUGGCUGUAUAAACAUAGAUAAAAACAUAAAAAAA
Acanthaster planci (crown-of-thorns starfish) is the source of this 3423-nucleotide messenger RNA. RefSeq names its product beta-2 adrenergic receptor-like. Lineage: Eukaryota; Metazoa; Echinodermata; Asteroidea; Valvatida; Acanthasteridae. The record is from RefSeq and is a predicted model, not a curated record.